This is a messenger RNA of Paramecium octaurelia, 366 nucleotides long. The record is from the annotation of a GenBank genome assembly. Lineage: Eukaryota; Ciliophora; Oligohymenophorea; Peniculida; Parameciidae.
AUGUCAUAAACAGAACUCAUAGAACUACACGAAUCCAUUCAAGUUUAAAACAAACUCAAACCAAUUUUAAAAUAUAACAACAACACCUAUUUAACCACUAACCCCAGAAUGGAUGCAGCUGGCAAUCACAUUAUUAAAGGAGGUAAUCACAAGAUUUCCUUCUUGCCGAUCUCGAAUGAACAAUCUCUCAACGUUGUCACUUCCAGCAAUAUUCGAAUCUAGAGUGAGUCUUCCGAAUCUGAUUAAGAAAUUAAUGAAAGUAACUCUACCUUACAUAAGAAACCCUUUCUAAAUUUAAAAGGAAAAAACUGUCAACAAACCUCACCACUCACUGUAAAUGAAUCAAACUGUUGUAUAAUAUUUUGA